AAAAUUGUCUUCAUUCAGCCCUAAGCUACAAUAUGGUGGCUUGCAUGUGGCUUGUGAAAUCGUAAGCAAACUUUGUAGCGACAGUUUGUUGAUUUAUCAGACUCUUAUUUGUAUUAAUUAAUAUUCAUUAUCAACAUGGGUAAGAGGAAAGGUCAAGCAGCAAAUAUGGGCAAAAGUAUCAUCCGCGACAGAUUUCGCGGUAAAAGCAGCCGCUCACGAACAGACGGAUAUGUAACUGAUCUUCACUCACAAGACCUGAAUGAUGGCUAUGACUGGGGGCGCCUCAAUCUACGUUCAGUUACAGAGCAAAGCAAUCUUGAAGACUUUUUGUCCACUGCCGAGCUUGCUGGAACUGAAUUUAUUGCUGAGAAGAUGAACAUUCAGAUUUUGCCUUCACAAAACCGCAGUGGAGUAUUAGACGAUGAUGAACUCAACAAGAUUAUACAGGCACAAAACGAACAUCGGUCUCUUUUGCGUAUCCCACGACGGCCAACAUGGGAUAAGAACACCACACCUGAAAUGCUGGACUCACUGGAGAAGAACACAUUUCUCCAGUGGCGGCGUCAGUUAGCAAGCUUGGAAGAAAAAGAACACAUUGUCCUCACUCCCUUUGAGAAGAAUUUAGAGUUUUGGCGUCAGCUUUGGAGAGUAAUAGAGAGAAGUGAUGUGAUUGUGCAGAUAGUUGACGCUCGCAAUCCAUUGCUGUUCUGGUGUCCAGACUUGGAUACUUAUGUAAAAGAAGUCUGCCCAGAGAAAACAAAUGUGCUUCUCAUGAACAAAGCAGACUAUCUUACACAACAGCAGAGAAAAUUGUGGGCAGACUACUUUAAGGAGAAAGGCAUGACAGUAGUUUUUUGGUCAGCUUUAGAAGAAACACAGCGAAUAGAAAAAGAAAUUUCAGAGAAGCGUGGUCUGGCAGAACAAAAGCCUAUUUUUGACAGUUUUUCAGAUGUGCAAGACACUGGCAUCAACCAGAAGACAGAAGAUACAGAGAAGGAUAAAGAGGAAGAGACUGAAAGCGAGGUGAAAGAUACCAAAAGGAAAGUGGAAAAUAGUGAAAGUGAAGGAAAUGAUAGUGAAGGGGAAGCAAAUGAUAUUGAAGGUGAAGCAAAUGAUAGUGAAAGGGAAGCAAAUGAUAUUGAAGGUGAAACAAACGAUAGUGAAGAGGAAGCAAGCAGUCAUGAAGACUCUUUCAUAGGAGAUGAACAUGAAGAACCAAGGUUACCAACAGAGUCAGCAUUGUCAUCUGUACAGCAGUCCUUCACCAGUUCUGAUCCUAUAGAGGAUGACAUAGUCAAUGGAGAACAGCUGUUACAAAUACUGCGGAAAUUGGCCUUGGCCUCACAUUCACCUGAACAUACAACUAUUGGCAUGGUGGGGUACCCUAAUGUUGGUAAGAGUUCCACAAUUAAUGCCAUUCUUCGCCAUAAAAAAGUUCCUGUCUCUGCUACACCAGGCCGAACAAAACACUUUCAGACACUGUUUGUGGACCAUGAUCUGAUGCUCUGUGACUGCCCUGGUCUUGUGUUUCCUUCAUUUAUUUCUACAACUGCAGAGCUGGUUGUGAAUGGCAUAUUACCUAUUGACCAGCUGCGAGACUGUGUGCCACCCAUUAAUCUCGUGUGUGAACGUAUUCCAAAAACUGUCUUGGAGGCUGUCUAUGGUAUAAAUCUGCCUGUGCCUGGAGAAGCAGAGGAUCCCAACCGACCUCCAACUGCUGGAGAGCUACUGUCUUCCUAUGGAUACAUGAGGGGUUUCAUGACACAAAAAGGAAAUCCUGAUGGUCCCAGAUCUGCCCGUUAUAUUCUGAAAGACUAUGUUAAUGGGAAACUGUUAUACUGCCAUCCACCCCCUGGAGCCGAUGCAAAGCUGUUCCAAGCACCCCCACCAGUCAAGGCAUUAAGAUUUCUGGAGUCUGCUAACAGCAGUCAAGAGCAGUCUUCUGUGGUUAAAGUCUCAGAAACCUGGUCAGAUAACAAGCAGGUUGGACAAAGACUUCUUUUCUAAGGUUUGUGUGAAAGCCCAUUCUCUUGGGACUCACAGAGUAGCUGGCUAUGUCCGCAAUGAGGGUCUGAAACAGAUUAGGUCUGGAGAUGCAGCCACAGCCUCUGUUGAUAGUAGUCAGCAGUCUUUGGUGGGCAAGCCAUGGAAGAAACACAACAACCAUAACAAAAAAGAGAAAUUAAGACGAGUUUUUGCAUAUCAUGACAAUAACUGACAACAAGGAAAUAUGAAAGUGCAGAUCAUGAAAUUUGGGAUGGGCAGUUGAAGAAUUGUGUGCAAAAGUGAAUGAUGGAGAGGGAGGGGGAAAAAUAACAAUUGCAGUUGAGUUAGAUCAA
Molecule: messenger RNA, 2339 nt
Organism: Pomacea canaliculata
Lineage: Eukaryota; Metazoa; Mollusca; Gastropoda; Architaenioglossa; Ampullariidae
Product: large subunit GTPase 1 homolog
Exons: 15
Coding region: 136-2007 (623 amino acids)
Biological process (GO): ribosomal subunit export from nucleus
Cellular component (GO): cytosol
Molecular function (GO): GTPase activity; GTP binding
Source: RefSeq, a predicted model, not a curated record